AUGGCGGGUGGCGGAAGUAGCGGUGGUGGUGGUGGUGGGGGAUUUGGGGGUCAGAUGCCGGGCGGCGGAGGUAGCGGGGGUAGUGGAGGCGGAUUCGGAGGUCAAAUGCCUGGUGGCGGAGGUAGCGGGGGUGGUGAAGGCGGAUUCGGAGGUCAAAGGCCUGGUGGCGGAGGUAGCGGGGGUGGUGGUGGCGGAUUUGGGGGUCAAAUGCCUGGUGGCGGAAGUAGCGGUGGUGGUGGAGGCGGAUUCGGAGGCAAAAUGCCGGGCGGCGGAAGUAGCGGUGGUGGUGGUGGCGGAUUUGGGGGUCAAAUGCCUGGUGGCGGAAGUAGCGGGGAUGGUGGAGGCGGAUUCGGAGGUCAAAUGCCGGGCGGCGGAAGUAGCGGUGGUGGUGGUGGCGGAUUUGGGGGUCAAAUGCCUGGUGGCGGAAGUAGCGGUGGUGGUGGCGGAUUUGGUGGUCAAAUGCCGGGCGGCGGAAAUAGCGGAGGUGGUGGUCGCGGAUUUGGGGGGCAGAUGCCGGGCGGCGGAAGUAGCGGUAGUAGAGAAUCAAAAGGACCUUUCGCAGGAGCAAUUGAAAAUGGAAAUUCUGGCGGUGGGCCGUUUGCAACAGGAAGUGGAUCUGGGGAGGGAUCAAAUGAAUCUGGUGGCAGUAUGACGAACCCAUUCAAAGCCGGCGCGGGUGAUGGUGGAAACCCAUUUUCUGGAGCAACCGGAAGUGGUAGUCAAGACAGCGGUCUGAUGGGAAUGGACCUGUCCAAGUACAUGAUGUCGGGGCCUGGUGGACUUGUCGGGGGCGACUUUUUGACCGGCACAAAGGCCACGGCCUUAAUGGGGCAAGACUACUCGAAGGAGAUUUCCGGUUCCGGUACGGGCCUCAAUUCCGGUGGAAACCCCGGCACACAAGGGACCGACUGCGAGUAUUGCGGCGACACUUCGAGGUUUGACACGUCGUCUUAUCAGUCGAUGCUUCAAGGCUUGUUCAACAAAGACAGUGUAGGCCAAGAACUAAACAGCCUAGGAGCUCCGUUCGAUGGCAACGGGUAUCAGCUUCCCCAGGGGGGUCAGACCGAAAGUGGUAACGGCGAACGUUACAACACAGCUAUGGAGGCUAGCCAGGGAUCUUACGCGUCGACAGACACGUCUUCGUACGCCGGCCAAAGUGGCAUGAAUGUCGGUAGAAGUUCCGGAAGUAGUUCGUCCGGCAUCGUGAAGAACGGCGUCGGAGCAGGAAAUGCGUUUGUAAAAGAAACAACGGCAGGAAGUGGGCAAUACGCGUCAGGAAAUACUGGAUCGAUCGGAAAUGGAAACUCGAAUACCGGAAGUUCAAGCACCGCGGUGGGUGAUUAUGGUAAUCCAUUCAAUGUGAAUAAUUAUGACAUCGGUAACGGUCCCGGCUCUGCCUCCGCUAACUCAAAUUCCAACUCAAAUUCCAACUCUUACGGCGCUAAUCCCUUUGAUACAAGCAAAUUCAGCGCGGCGAAAACGCCCUUCAGCAAUCCGAAUAGUGGCGGUGGCCCGGGAAUGACCGGAAGUAUGGGAGCCAUGGGAGGCAGCACUCCAUUUCAGGCAAACACUGGCACAGGAAGUAACCACGAUCAAAAUCCGUUUGAUACCUCGAAGUUUAAUACCGCGGGUCAAAACCCAUUUAACAUCAAUUCAUAUCAAUCGACUGGAGCGCUGGGUGGGCAAACAUAUAUGGGUGGAGAAUCCGUGGACAACGCUCAAUACACUAACACAAAGGGGUUAGACGAGUACGGAAACGUAAAUUUCGGGAAACUAUCCAGCCUAUCGGGAAAUGGAGUGAACGCCGAAAAUACAGCGGCAAUGGGGAUGCCAGAUUACUCCGCCGGGACCGGAACUGCUUCCAAUUCCUAUGCUGGAUCGUCGGGCACGUCAUAUAGCUCUGGGUAUCAAAGUGGUUCCGGUCAAUAUGGUACCAACAAUGGCCUGCUUGCUGGAGGCGAGUUUAAUGGCGACAAGAGCGAAUUUUCGUACCGCGGCGCUGCAUCCACGAACGCUGGUUCUAAUUCCGAAAGCUCAAGCCAGUAUGAGACGCCGUUCGAAACUGACAACUACAACGACCUUCUUGAGACGCCCUUUGGAAAAGAAUCUUACUUGAGUUCGAAUAAGCAGAACUACCAACUGCCAUACGAUCGUUCAAACGAUUCAGAUCUUCUUAACGGGGGUCCUUCCGCCGCCGCGCAAGGGAACUCAGCCGUCCGCGGAUAUUCCGGAAGUUACUCUUCGCAUGACUACGGAGGCUACUCUGGUGGCGGAAGUAGCUACGGUGGGGGAAGUUUCGCCGCGCAGGUUGCAGGCGAUCCGUUUCACCAAGGAGGCAACAUGAGAGGAUAAAUUCUCGUCGCCAUAUAAGUUUUUGAAAGAAUUUAUUUUAGAUUUUCUGAGUUUUUUUAUUCGUUGUUCUACGAUGUUUUAUUUGUGAAAACAAGUUAUUAGUUUAAAAUAAGUUUAAAUCAUUUGUGCAAACGAACUUUCGUUUUUACGUGUUAUAAAAUACAUGUAUACAAUGCAUUGUCGAAUCUUUUAAUUGUCUGUUCUGUUGGUAAUUGACUGGAUCGGUCGCCAUCACACUAUUUAUUGCAGAUAACGAACUAUUGAUAUUUUUAAAUAAAAUAAAGAAAACCACUGA
This is a messenger RNA of Dreissena polymorpha, 2647 nucleotides long. Its product is annotated as loricrin-like. Lineage: Eukaryota; Metazoa; Mollusca; Bivalvia; Myida; Dreissenidae. Bases 1 to 2352 code for a protein of 783 amino acids. The transcript is spliced from 4 exons. The record is from RefSeq and is a predicted model, not a curated record.